GGGUGGGAAGGAGGGGCUGGGCUCCGAGCGCCCGCCCCUCCAUCUAUCACAUGGCCGGAGAGCCACAAAAACAACAGCUUUGGCCAAGACGGUGACUUCAGGAAAGGGAACCCAGGGCUCUCGCAGCCAGCCCCCACCCCAUGGAGGAGAGUUUUCUUGAAUCCUUUGGGAGGCUGAGCCUCCAGCAGCAGCAGCAGAAACCUCGGCCGCCGGCCCCGCCACCCCCGCGUGGGACACCUCCGCGCCGCCACAGCUUUAGGAAACACCUCUACCUCCUGCGAGGCCUCCCGGGCUCGGGGAAAACUACACUGGCCAGACAAUUGCAACACGACUUUCCCAGGGCCCUGAUUUUCAGCACGGAUGACUAUUUCUUCAGGGAAGACGGUGCCUAUGAGUUCAAUCCCGACUUCCUGGAGGAAGCACAUGAGUGGAACCAGAAAAGAGCCAGAAAAGCAAUGAGGAAUGGCAUAUCCCCCAUUAUUAUUGAUAAUACCAACCUCCACGCCUGGGAAAUGAAGCCCUAUGCAGUCAUGGCACUUGAAAAUAACUAUGAAGUUAUAUUCCGAGAACCUGACACUCGCUGGAAAUUCAACGUUCAAGAGUUAGCAAGGUACUUCUUUGUUUUUCUAGUUCCUCAUUAUGUAUCCUGCUAUUUUCAGGUAUUUCAGACCGAACAAAAGAAUCUUUUCAGGCUGGAAAUGGACAUGGUAGUUUUCAGGCCAGAAAUGAAGAAACAUUCAUGGAGUCCCCAGAGAAAAAAUACACCGAAUGAAGGAGCGGUAUGAACACGGUGUUACCUUUCACAGCGUGCUUCAUGCAGAAAAGCCUGGCAGAAUGAACAGAAACCAGGACAGGAAUAACGCCUCACCUUCCAACGGCGCACGAUACUGGAAUCCGUAUGCUGAGUUUCCCAACCGGAGGGCUCCUGGGGGCUUCACAAAUGAGGGCUCCUUUAACAGAAGAGGUGGCUGUCACCAUGGAUAUUAGAGGCCUAUCUUACCUGCAAUCGAAAUUUUCCUAAAUCAGUUUUUAACUGCAAAUUUUGGUAUUUAUUCUUUGUUUGGUUUUCCUCAGAGCUCUAAUUCCAGUGUAAAUAGUCGGACCUGAAAGUUUUUGAGCAGAAGUCAUUAUACUCAUCUUCAACAAGCAUUUGUUACAGUGAUCCUAUAUGCAUGGUCUGAUGCGGGGAAUUCUGCUGACUUGAUUAAACAAAGUCCCUUUCCCUAGGGAGACCAGAAAUUGGAAACAGAAACCUGAGAACGUACCCAUGCACAUACGCAGUCACCUAAGUUCGAUAUAUAGAAGCUUUAGUACCACUUUCUCUGAAGUAAUCUGCUUUUCCAGGAAAUUCAUCUUCAUCAGGAAAGUUGGAAAGGUGGGGGAGAAGUGGGAGGCAGGAAAAAUAUUAGUGCCAUUGCUACUUUGAUAAUCUAUGUAUCCCAAAAUGUGAGAUGUGUGGCUGUCAUGAUGAUACUGAUUUUCCCUUAAAAUGCACAUGCCAGAGAGCAUACAUCUAAGGGAAUAUUGUCCUUCAAAGUAGAUACUUGGGGAAAUUAUUCCUUUAUUCUAGUGAUGUGUCAUUGUUAAAAAUAUUGGAUCCUUCUUUUAAAAUUUUUUUUUAGAGACAGAGAGUGAGAGAGCCAGGGAAGGGCAGAGGGA
Enhydra lutris kenyoni (northern sea otter) is the source of this 1659-nucleotide messenger RNA. Its product is annotated as NEDD4 binding protein 2 like 1. Lineage: Eukaryota; Metazoa; Chordata; Mammalia; Carnivora; Mustelidae. Bases 141 to 785 code for a protein of 214 amino acids. The transcript has 5 exons. The record is from RefSeq and is a predicted model, not a curated record.